Gadus morhua (Atlantic cod) is the source of this 1527-nucleotide messenger RNA. RefSeq names its product putative nuclease HARBI1. The coding region runs from base 402 to 1331 and encodes 309 amino acids. The transcript is spliced from 4 exons. The record is from RefSeq and is a predicted model, not a curated record. NCBI's taxonomy places the organism in Eukaryota, Metazoa, Chordata, Actinopteri, Gadiformes, Gadidae.
GCUCUUCCGCUUAGCUUAGCUAAGCUGUUUACCAUGGCGGAGGCAGAUCGAUACCUGUGGACCAAGUCUCUCUCCAACCUUCCUAAAUUGUCCUACGACGACGUCCUAAGGAUAGUAAAUCAGCACUCACGUGUCGAAACAUCGAAACUACGUAAAGGAUAUAAGUUCUUCUGGGAGAAGUACAUUUUUAAUUACAGAGUCUAACAAUGAGGCAAGGAGGCGCAGGAGAAGGGCACUGCUGAAUAAAACGGCAGUUGCGGUAAUAUUACAGCAGCAGGAGGCGCGCUAUGUUGACCUUAGGGGUCAGUAUUGUCAGCUGAAUGACAAAACCCCAGCUGUUUCCCUUUUUUUUGGUGACGGCGACCUAAAGAAAGACUUCCGUCUUUCUAGGGAGUCCGUGAAUGCCCUUGUGGAGGCCCUGGUGGAUGAGCACAUCCAUGGCUGGGGGAGAGAACUGGAGGUGGCAGUUUUUCUAUACUGGCUGCCUGGCCAGUGCCACCUCCUACAGAGUGGUCUCUGAGGCCUUUGAUGUGCCUCUUUCCACCGUCCACAUGAUUGUCCAUCGGGUUGCAAAGGGAAUACUGCAGAUCUACACAAAGGCUGUAUGUUUCCCGUCUGAGGCUGAGCUGGAGGUCAUCGGAGCGGGGUUCGCCCAGCUGGCUGGUUCACCUGCCUUGAACCGUGUGGCUGGGAGCAUUGACUGCAGCCACAUUAGAAUAAAGCCUCCUGGGGAAUACAAGGAGGAUUAUUAUAAUAGAAAGUUGUUCCAUUCAAUUCAGCUGCAGGCCAUUUGUGACCAUAAAGGGCGCUUCCUCAAUGCUUUUGUUGGCCUUCCUGGCUCGGUCCAUGAUGCCCGGGUGCUCAGGUGGAGCUCUGUGUAUGUGCAGCAGCUGUACCCACCACCUGGGUGGUGCAUCAUAGGCGAUGGAGGCUAUCCUUGCCUUGCUACCCCCAUCUGCCUGAUGACCCCGUUCCGGGAGCCAGUACAGGGCCCCGUACAGGCCAGGUACAACAAGCACCUGUCAAAGGCAAGGUGUGUUGUGGAGAGGGCCUUCGGGAUGAUGAAGACCAGGUGGAGAUCCAUCUUUCUGAAGGCCCUUGAGGUAAAGUCAACCUUUGCCCCAGUGGUGGUGUCCUGCUGUGUCUUCCUCCACAACUUGUGCCUAUCAAAUGGAGACUUUGUGGAGCCAGGAGACUUUCCACAGGAUCUCCCCGACAACAAUGAAAUGCAACAUGCUGUGGAACCAGGGGACAACAUCAGGCGCAGACUGGCUGCUGCUGUCUCUGCACCAAAUGCCUGCAUAGAUGCACUGAGAGAUCAUGUGUACUGAACAUGGUCUGCACCCUGGAGACUCAUUUGUAAAUAGUUAAAUAGUAUACCUGUAUAUAGUUCUUUGCUUUUUCCUAGUGUUGUCUUUUGUCUGUGUAUGCCCCAUGUUCCGUCUUUUGUGUUUUAUUAACCUUGUCCUGUCUUACUAACAAUUAUAUUCACAACUUGUUCAAUAAAAAUGAUUUGUUAUAACUAAA